GUCACAUCUCUGCGACAGCUUUCAGACUGUGUACACUAUGUAGCCACAAAAGAUUCUCAACACUAGACUUUACGUUUUUUAUGGUACAUUUUUCAUUCUUUUUGUGAGUUAUAAACCAUCGGCACAAAGGUGAGAAACGACCUCGCUUAUUCAGACAACACUGAAUAGUUUUGAUAGUUACAGAGAGCACGGUUUUGGACAGUCAGCAUUCAUUUGCCAAUUACAAGCUCUGGCUACGGACGCUAGCUAGCAGUUAGCUUAGCUAAUUUAUGCCGGAUGCCCAUCCAUUGCGGAUGUGGUGCAGAAUAAAGGAGUACUGAUGCGACAGAUAAAAUUCAGGCCGUGGUUCAGUUCUCCUCUUUGGGUAAAUUUGUGUUGCUUAUUGGUUUGGAUUUGUUUUAAUAUAUUCGGUUUUAUCAGCUCAGAUUUUACCCCUUGUUUUCAGAUCCGACUUCCAUGAGAUGAGCUCGAUUGCUCGAUACUGGCGCUGCCUCCUGCUGCAUAACACCGUUUUUAUAUCAAUUACUUUUAUAUGUCAAUUUUUAAACCUAACUUUUUUUUUUGCUUUUUUAACAUGUAAAGGUGUAUAUUCAUUUUUCUUAGUAGUUCUGUGACAGGGUCAUGUGCAUCCCCAGCCACUGAUGUUGACAGACAGUCUGUGUCAUGAAAUAGUUUCCCCUUCAUCUGCACACUCAUAGUUUCAUUCUAGUCACCUAAGGUAUCACCGUGGAGCUGGUCUAUGACUUUAAUUGCUGUAAAUCAUGCAAUGUGCAUCCUCAGUGAACACUAGUCAUGGCUGAGAGUGAUGCCACUUUUCUGAAUGGCGCUGCGUUGGCUGUGACCCAUGAGUGAAUAUUAUGAGGAGGGCGGGUUGCUGUAUGAGCGCUCGCCUCCCAUGCACAUCAAAGUGGAGUCACCUGAAGGUGCCUUCGGAGGUCGUGUCUCGGAGGACGGCUUCCCCCGUGAAGACGACGACUCUGAAGGUAGCUGUGAUCACGCUGGCCUGCCUUUCAACGUCGUGGUCGUGCAUCCCAACAUUGUUGCUCCUGGAGUGGCUUCUGAUGAACUGAUACCUAUUCAACAAAACAGAGGUGUUUCAGCAGCACUGGCUUCAGGGGGUGCAGGUAAAAGGAAGAGUAGGUUUAGCGGUGCUGAAUUGGAGGUGCUGGUCUCAGAAGUAACCCGGUGUGAAGGGGAAUUGUUCGGCCCGGCUGGAAGACUCAGGCGGCGUGAGAGAGAGCGAAUAUGGGCUGGUAUCUUGGAGCGUGUGAAUGCUGUAUCCCGAGUCCCACGCACCCUUCGGGAAGUAAAGAAACGUUGGGACGACCUGAAGAGACGCAACGGUGGAAAGCUGGCAGAUGCGAGGUUCCGCUCAUGGCUUCCAUCCAGUAGAGGGAGUGCAGUUUUGGGAGGGCCUAGCCAGUUGAGCCCCAGGUUUCACCAAGCCCGACAAAAAAUGAGUACAAGGGGAAAGGCCAGUUUCGCCUGUUUGUCUGACACUGAUCCAGUUACAGGAGGGGAUGGUUCUGAAAGAGAUGGCUUUGAAAAGGAGGAUGAGUCUCAUGAGCAGGAAGGUGAGGAAGGAACCAAUUAUGAAGGUGUAGAUAACAGCAUGGAAGACAAACUGGGAUUAGGCCUUGGGUUAGGAAUAGUUCCAGCCCCAACAUCUGAGCGCUGGCUUCCUCCUUCACCGCUCUAUAGUGCCCCCUUCCUGAAUGGUACUCCUCAGCCAAGUCCAGAACCAUCCCUUGGAGCUCAUCAGGGCCCCAUUGAGCCUCCUCCUUCACGCACUUCCUGGCUAGAGGAUGAACUUCGGGGACUUGGAGAAGCAGCUGUGCAGCUUGGAGAUCGCCUUGAGCAGAACUUAAGGGAGUUUGGCGAAGGUUUCAGGCACGACAUGCGGACACUCGUGGCCUCACAAGAGGCUCUGACAAUCAGCUUACAGCAAAAUAAUGUGCUCUUGCAGAGACUUUUGGGCCUUCUUGAAAUGCAGCAGCAGCAAACACAGCCUCCGCAGCACCAAAUUCCACAUCAUCAGCUUCCACAUCGAUUAUCUCAAGAACAUUUGCAGCAUCGACAACAAGAAGAUCUGCCACAGCAGAUUUUAUCCCAGGAGCUUGAACAACAAAUUCCUCAAAAUGCAAAUGAACAAAUAUCAACAGCUGCUACUUCUGUACCACUACCCCCGGAUAUUUUAGAUGGCACUUCCCAGCCUGAAUCAGCAACCGAAACGAAUGUCCAGAGGCCAUGUCGGGGUAGACCAGGAGACCACAGGCGGAAGCGUAGGCAUUAGAUAUGUAAAUGUAUAUGUCCUCAAAUACUGUUUAUUUCUACAAAGGUUUUAUAUUAAGAUGUGCAGUUGAGUUAGAACAGAUUAUGCCAUGUAAAACUACAUUUUGCCUGUUGCAAAAAAAUACUAUUAAGUUAUAUACGUAAAAAGAUUAUGAAAUUGAAUUGAAUGGGUUAUUCUGUGUUAAAUGGCUGUGGAAUUUAAUAGAAUUAGUUUACACGACACAGCAUGGGAUACUGGUUUACUAGAAGAAAAUUCCAUUUGGGUGACAGGUAUGAAGUUGCCUAGGAAUUAAAGCUGUUUCCAUAUAAAAAUCUGCAUGAUGGAAAAUAAAUUCCCAACCCUGGUCCUGGACUGCCCCUGUUUCGCAUUUUCACAUUUUAUUGUUUUUCUGCUUAGUAAUCAGCUAAUGCACACCUCUUCCUGAGUGGUGCGUAAAGAGCAGAGCAAACACUGACUGUGCUCCAGGGCCAGGUUUACCAACUUGUGUGCUGGAAGAUUCAUCUAUUUACCAGAAAUAUAUCAUUACAGAACUGACACUCAAAGUCUGAUUAGUUUUUUGAGGUUCUGUAUUUUUACAGGAUGGUCUACAGUUACACACACUCACCCUCAUUUCAUUAGAAACACCUAAACAUUCAUGCAGUUAUCUAAUCCCCCUACUAUGUGGCAGCAUUACAACACGUACAACUAGGUAGAUACAGGUCAACAGCUUCAGUUAAGGUUUACACCAGACAUCAGAAUGGGGAAAAGUGUGAUGUGUGUGAGUUUACUGUGGAGUAGGUGUUUGUACCAGAGAUGGACUAGUUUGAGUAUUUCAAAAAAUGCUGUUCGCCUGGAAUUUUCACACACAACGGUUUCUAAAGGUCACAGAGAAUGGUGCGAGGAGAAAAAAAUAAAAGUAUCCUGUAAGUGAAAGGUCAGCAGGCUGACACAUCUUGUUGAUGAGAGAUCAGAGGAGAAUGGCCAGAGAGGUUUGAACUGACAGGACAUUUAUAGUAACUCAAAUAAGCACUCUUUACGUCCGUGGUGAUUAGAAGUAUCUCGGAACACAAAAUGCAUCAAAUUUUGAGGUGGAUGAGCCAGAAAAACAGAAGAACAUGCCAAGUUUCAUUCCUGUCAGCCAAGAAUACACAUCUGAGACUAUCAUAGGAAUACACUCGCCUAAAAUGGGCAGUUGAAAUCUGGAAAAAGAGCUCUUUUUUCCAUCUAAUCUUUAGCUGGGUGAGCCUGUACCAAUGAUAGCCUUACAGUUUGGCUGAUGGGAGAAGAAGCUGAUAUGAUCUUCUGCUGUUGUAGCUCACCCACCUCAAGAUUAGAUGGUUUGUAGAUGAUUCGAUGGUUUUUCUAUUCAGCACAGUUUUAAAGAUUUAUUAUUUGAGUUACUAAAUCCUUCCUGGCAGCUCUAACCACUCUGGGUAAUUUUCUCUGACCUCCCUCAUGUACAAGGUAUUUCCACCCACGGAGCUUUUGCUCAGUCAAUGCUUUUUUCGCACCAUUCUGUGUAAACUCUACAGAAUGUUGUGUGUGAACAUCCAAGGAGAUCAGCAGGAGAUCUGAUACCAGCAACCCUGUGUGAGCAAAGUCACAGAGAUCACACUUUUUCAUAUGUGAUUUGUACAUCCACUGAAGCUCUUGAUCUCUGUCUGCAUGGAUUUUCUGCAUUGUGAUGCUGCCACAUGAUUGGCUGAUCAGAUUAAGAUAUUAUAAAGGUCUUUAGUGUAAAUGUCUCCUUGCAGAUUUUGUCACCUCCUUCUGCUUGUUGCUGGUGGGCAUUUGUGUUGCCUCUGUGAGGCUAUUUAUAGCUAAUGUUGGUGUAUUCAGGUAUAGCAAGGAGCAACAUAUUUCUUUGGAGAAACACAAUUUGAAAUAACUCUCUUAGUGGAGUAUUAUUAAAUAUUAUAUCAAGCCAAGAGUGUAAAUUGCAGACUCUUUACUUAGUCUUAAUGUAGGUUAGCUCCUGACAUAAAAAAUGGGAAGAAUGGGGAAGAAUAUCUGCAUUAACUGUAAAACUGACUGUAAAUCUAGGGGGUAGUUUGGUUUGACCUACAAAACCCAGCAUUACAAAAAGAUUGAAAAAUGAAGUACAUUGAUGUUUAGAUGGCAAUUAGAGGUUGUUUAGUUUGGAUUUGUUGCUGGUUAUUUUGAACUUUUCCUAAUUUGCCUUAAAGCCAUUGCAGUAUGUGAAUUUGCUUUCAGCUUGUUUCAAAUUUUGGAGAACAGGUGAAUGUAUAAUGAAACAUAUUGUAUAUAAAACAUUAUGGAUUGUAUGUUGCCUCUUGGGAUUUUGAAGCAUUUGCUAUGCUGUAAGUAAUAAGUAGUAAUAGAACCAGGAUAGUGAGAAGAAGUAGUGCAGUUGGGAUGGCAGAAAAAAAACAUGGGAGCAUUUAUAGUUUUGCAUUACAAAUUUAUAGAGCCACACAGUCUUUAAUAGAAUAAAGAAGGCAUGUCAGAUCUUAUCCACAAAAGGCUGGUGUUGAUGCCGAAUUCAUUCCUGUCACGCAGAAGACACAUCUGAUUCCACCUGUUUAAUUAGUUGAUCUCGGCUUUCAAAAGACUAUGAGGUGUGGCUACUGCUUGAUGGUAAUGAAUCCUUUCUGGAUAAGAUUGGACACCCCUGGUUUAAAGUGAACCCUACAGAGGUCAAUAUUUUCAUGUCUCAGUCCUGCAGUCUAUCACAUCACUAUAUUUUUUUCAUGUAACAUUGAACAUUGUACUUGGUAUACUAAAGGGCCUGUAAAUCAUUAUAAGUCAGCAUCCUUUGUUUUUAAAAUUUUUGGAUGUGCUUGAAGGGUUUAUUGCUUCUUGUUUUGUCCAAAUUUAAAUAACUAGAUGGCCACCCUAGAAGAUUCUUUCCAUCAGAGUAACAUUUUCACAAAUAUUCAGAAUGGGGACAGUUGUAGUCACUUCAUAUCCCUAUAUAAUGUGAUUAUGAGAUUCAUACCCAAACCUCUUUUCUGCAGGUUAUUUGACAUGGAAUAACCCUGAUGCUGUUAUCUUCACUGACAUAUUCUAAACAUAUUCGUUGUUAGCACAUUAGUUAAUUUCAUUCAGAACGUCCUGCCUUUAUUCAUUCAACCUUGUGUUUACAACAAUCGACACGUUAAACUUUUAAUGUUUAUAUUUGGGUAAACCCAGUAAGUAACUUUUUUUUUUUCUUCCAGAGACAAGAUGUGAACAUCUGGUGUUGAAGGAUAUUUGUACUGUUUGACGAUCAAUGCUCUAUAAAGAGUUCACCAUUAGGUUUAAAGGAAAUAUUUUAAAUGAAAUGAAUAACCACUUCAUGCUCUACUAUAUUCUCUGCAUGCAGUGCAAUGUAGAUUCAAUAGAUUGGUGAAUAUAUUUUGUAUAUUUAUAGCCCCGUCAUGUAAAUAAGAAAGAACUUUACCAACAAGACAUGUCUUGAUAUAAACAUGGAUUGAAGGGGAUUGUCCCUUACAGCAAUAUACUGUAUUUUAAACAUUGGAAUAAUGUUUAAGAGGAACAUAUAUAUUAAAAGACACUGUUAUCUACUAUAUUAAAUACCUUACAAGUCA
Hemibagrus wyckioides is the source of this 5823-nucleotide messenger RNA. Its product is annotated as myb-related transcription factor, partner of profilin. Lineage: Eukaryota; Metazoa; Chordata; Actinopteri; Siluriformes; Bagridae. Gene Ontology annotation, cellular component: nucleus. The record is from RefSeq and is a predicted model, not a curated record. The transcript is spliced from 3 exons. The coding region runs from base 845 to 2293 and encodes 482 amino acids.